CUCUUAUCUAUCUAUUAUCACUCAUAGUACACUCUGUUUCACUGUCAGUCUCAUGUGCACUAUCCUCAAUCGCAACCUUCAUCAACCACUAAUCACUCACCCCAUUCCUCUCUAAUCUAAUCCCCUCUCUCUUCAAUCAUUCACACACACGCACACACACAUUGUUCUUCACGGGUCUCUCUACUCUCCAUAGCAACCCCACAAAACCUCUCUGUUUUGUUCAAAUUCCAUCUCACGAGCCAUUCACAAGCAAAACCUACUCUCAGAUUACGCAAACCUCUGACAUGUGAUUUAUUGGAUUCAUCUGAAAAUGGGUUUGCAAGAAAAAGCUUCAUGGCUGGUUUUGUUGCACUGUUGGGUUUUUGUGGGUUUGUUUUUGAAGGCUCAAUGUCACAACACUUCUGAGGUCUCUGUGAAGUUCUUCGAGACCCCCCAUGCAUUCUCAAAGCUCAACUCUGCUACAUUUUCUUUUCAAGUUUUUGUGGGUCCUAAUGGGGAUACUUGCCCAAACUGUAUCACCAAUUGCACGCUGGAUUAUAGCACACCUUCAAAUUGUGAUGCUAGGGAGGUUUCUUACAGGGGUUUGCAGGAUGGAACUCAUACAUUCAACGUCUGCACCAAUGGGGCUCAAGGCAUCGGCUGUGCUAGCUAUAACUGGACUGUUGAUACUAUUCCCCCAACAGCAUAUGUUACAGCAGCAACAUCUUUUACAAAUACUCUUAAUGUUCCUGUAAAUAUUUCUUUCAGUGAACCGUGUACUGGUGGAGGUGGUUUUGGAUGUUCAUCCACAAAUGCCUGCAAUCUUCUUGUCUAUGGUGCUGGCCAAGUUGUACCAUCUACAUUCAACAUUCUUGAGCCCAACCUCAAAUUUUCUCUUGUUGUGAGUUUGUCUUCAAGUGUUGAUCAUGGACGUGUGAUUUUGGUCAUGGACAAAAAUUUCUGUACAGAUAGUGCUGGAAAUAAAUUUACAAGAACAUCAAAUUCGAGUUUUUUGCUACAUUUUGAUAGACGAAGCGUCUUUGUCAACCUGAGGACUCAUGUACCUGAAAAGCUACUUCAACUUAACAGUGAAAUGAGAACUGUACAAGCAACGAAUAACUAUGAAAACCUGAAGGUUUAUCUGUACUUCACAGAAUCUGUUCUCAAUUCAUCAACUGAAAUGUUGAAUUCUCUCAACACAAGUCAGGGCUCGCUUCUUCCUAUUACUGGAAAUAGCCUCAGAAAUCGCAGAUUUGGCUUUAUGGUGGUGGAAGAUAUAUCCAGCAUGUGUAUAGUCACAGUUAGCCUUAAUUCAAGCUUAAUAAUAAGCAGACAGGGGACCCCAGUUUCUCCUGUUGCUCCAGUUACCUUCCUUUAUGAUUCCCAGAGGCCUGCAGUGAGUUUGAGUACAACAUCUAGCACAAGGACAAGAGAAAAUAGUAUUUCAGUAUUGAUAAAGUUCACGAAGCCAGUAUUUAGCUUCAACUCUUCACAUAUAUCCGUCAGUGGAGGCCAUUUGCUGGGCUUUCGUGAAGUUAGUACGAGCAUUUAUGUUAUAGAGGCAGAGGCAGAUAAUCAAACCAUAUCUGUCAGCAUUCCUGAAAACGUAACAAGGGAUGUUGCUGGGAAUGAAAAUAUGGCAUCUAACAUUCUACAAGUCAAGCACUAUUCUGUACCUGUAAUAUCUUUGGUGGUUUCCACCUUCGCAACUGCUUCUUUCGCGGUGACAGCUUUAGUUGCGGGGCUGCUCACUCUUUCGACUGCGAGCCUUCAAUCAAUUGGGGUAUUUUCAAGACCAUCUCCGGGUUUGACAUCUGAUCCUGCAAGGAACCUUUUUAGAAUUGCAUGCCACAUUCAGGUCUUUGCACUGUCUAGAUGGUUAGCAGUCACGUUGCCAGUUGAAUAUUUUGAAUUUGCGAGAGGUUUACAAUGGAGUAUCCCCUACUUCAGUCUCCCAUGGGAAACUGCCACAUUCAAUCAGACACAGCAGGUCAUGGUUGGCUCAAAUCCUCCGAUGAAUCCAAAUUCAUACAGUUCCAAAAUUUAUGAGAAUGUGCGACCGCGAGAAUGGAAUUCACAUAUGGCUGCCUCAGUUUAUGGGUUGCCGCUUACUCCAAUGGAAUACCGAUCAUUUUUUGAGAUCCAAAAUAUUAGACCGGAGGCUGAUCAUAUUUUGGAUUCACAUAAUUCAAAUGGGUGGAGGGAUUUCAAUCGAAGCAUGUUUUGGUUAGCUGCAAUUAGUGGCAGCUUGAUGCUAUUGCACGGUUUGCUCCUGUUGAUCUUAAAAUUGAAGCAAAAAAACUCAGAAAAAAGGGGCAGUUAUGGAGCACUCGUUUUGCCAAGAUUUGAAAUAUUUCUCAUAAUUCUUGCACUACCCUGUAUUUGUGAAGCCUCGACAGCUCUAAUCAAAGGAGGAGAAUCUUCCAAGGUUGUAGUUGGCGUUCUCCUAUUGGGUAUUGUAUCGUUCCUACUGCUAGCCUUAUUCUUGUUCCUCUCCAUUGGAAUUUCAUUUGGGAAGCUACUUCAAUACAGGGAAAUACAUCAUGAGGGCCGGAUAAUUCACUGGUAUCGAGACAUUGUUCGGGUGACUCUAGGUCCCGGUAAAAGAGGCCAGUGGACAUGGAAGAACAAACCUAACUCUAUUUAUCUAACCAUGUUAGGUCCUCUAUUCGAAGAUCUAAGGGGUCCCCCAAAAUACAUGCUUUCUCAGAUUUCCGUGGGAAAUCCCCGCAAGCGGGGCAGUCAAAUCAUCCCUUCCGAUGAUGAAAACGAGGAUGCAGAAGCACCUUUUAUUCAAAAGGUGUUCGGUAUUCUCAGAAUAUACUACACGUUGCUUGAAUCCGUAAAGCGGGUUUGUCUUGGAAUCAUUGCUGGUGCCUAUUCGGAGCGCUGGACUUUUAAAACUCCAACAGUUGCCUUACUAUGUGUUGCCUCAUUUCAGCUGUUUUUCCUUGUCCUUAAGAAGCCGUUUAUUAAGAAAAAGGUUCAGAUGGUGGAGAUCAUCUCGGUUUGCAGUGAAGUCGGAAUUUUCGCUAUUUGUUUUGUUCUCUUAGAGAUGGAAUUUUCAACCCGGGACGAGACAAAAAUCGGGAUCUUCAUGCUUUCACUAUUCUUAGUCACUUUUUUGGCUCAAAUGACCAACGAAUGGUAUGCAUUAUACAGACAGACAAAGCGGCUGGAUCCUUCUGAGGAGUCGUUGUUGUUGGGUCUGAGAAACACCGUGAUUGGAUUCCUCGUGCUUUUCAUCUCACAAAACUUGAUCAAAACCUUAGAGAGCCGGUUCUUGAUGGAUCAACGUGUGGAUGGUGAACCGGGCGAUACAACUUCGUCUGGCGACAAGCGUAGGAGCUCAGGAAGUAGGAGCUCAGGUACAACAGAUAAACCUUGGCUGAAACAGCUACGAGAAAUGGCAAAAGCGAGUUUUAGUAGAGAUGGAAGUGGAGCUGGAAGCAGAGCUCCAAACGAUCCUUCAACCAGUGGUGCCACAAAGAGCGGAUUCUGGAGUGGCAAGCGGAGUGGGAGCUCGUCUCAAACUUCACCGGCCGAUUUCAAGUUGAAACCUACAGGUUUGGACCAAGAUUUGGAAACCAUUUUUGCAUCCAAGUGAAACCGAGAGCAUUCAAGAAAUGGGACGCCUUCGAAGUCUAUCGCCGAAUAUGAAGUAUAACUGACAUAACUACUUUUUGAAAAUUACAGUGCCCUCUUAGACUUGAUUGUUUAGAGAUUAGAUGAGGGGUUGUUGUAAUCUAUGCCAGCAGGAGUUUGGAUCUACUUUUUUUAUUGGCUUUUGGUUUUUUACUAGUUUUUUGUGUCGGGCUUCUGAUUAAAUAGCCAAAAAGCCACACUGAAAGUCCACAAAAAGAGUAAAAGAUUGAAAUGUCAAUUGAAUAAACUUUCAUAGAAAGGCUAAAAGCUUAUUUAAAAAGCGAGUAAAGAAGUUGAUCCAAACAAGGCAUAGCCACAUAUGCAAGUUACAGAGGGCUGUUAUUAUGUAUUGACAGUGCAGUGAAUUAGAUUAUUGGAAGUGGAGGUUGGAACUUUCCUUUUAUA
This is a messenger RNA of Camellia sinensis, 4029 nucleotides long. RefSeq lists its product as uncharacterized. The record is from RefSeq and is a predicted model, not a curated record. Lineage: Eukaryota; Viridiplantae; Streptophyta; Magnoliopsida; Ericales; Theaceae.